CUAAGGUGGCCGGCUUUGUGUCAAUGGAGGCACUUCUGGAAAACCUCGUCGAACAUGUUACAUGUCCGAUUUGCUUGGAUACCUACACGGACCCAAAGACUAUAGCUUGUUUUCAUACCUUCUGCUGUGAAUGCUUGAAAAGACAUGCUCUGGCGACUCAAAAACAGGGGCGCUAUCGAUGCCCCGAGUGCCAAGCAGACCUUGACAUCCCCGAAGGAAAUCGUUUCACCGAUUUGCCAAGCAGUUUUCAACACAAUAACUUAUUGAAUCUUCUUGCUGUUCGACGAAAUAGCGAAGGAAGUGCGGUAGAUUGUAGUAUAUGUCGGAAAAACAGCGCCGAAACGAGCUACUGCUUUGAUUGCCAGAAAUUUAUGUGCUGUGACUGCGUUAAAGCUCACGAAUUGUUCCGCACAACUGCGUUUCAAGGGCACAAAGUGACGCUUUUGAAACAGUUUAAAACUGAAGACUACGAAGCCUUGUUAAGACGGCCGUCAUUUUGCUCGCAGAAGCAGCACGAGCGAGAAGUAAUGAAGUUUUACUGUCUUGAUUGUCAAAGCUGUAUUUGUCAAAUUUGUAACGACACGGAUCACAGAAGCCAUGAUGUCGUGCCGCUUGACGAGGCAGCAGACGCCGAAAAAGCCAAAAUCAUGUCCGAAGUUGAGGCGAUGAAAAAAGGAAAAGAGGCUUGCACUGAAAUUCUUCAACAAAUGGAGAAGAAUAAACAAGACUUCGAAACUAGCAUAGCUGCUGCGAAACAGCAAGUUUCGCAAGCAACGGAAAAAAUGAUCGCGAGGGUUAAAGCACUCGAGAGUGAAGCCAUGGCAUCCCUCGAGAAUACGCGCGCGUCGAGGAUGGAGAAACUGACUUCAGCAAGGGAAUCUGCCCAGUCUUUGGUCAGGCAAAUUAACCAAACAGUUGAGUUCGGUAACGACUUGCAGCAGAGAAGACCAACCUCAGACGUCGAACAAAGCAAAAAGUAUCUGGAAGAGCGAUUAAAAGAGCUUAGUCAAACCCAAGUACCAACAGUUUCCGUCAGUCCGUUUGUUCAAUUUGUUCCAUCAUGGUCACCUGAAGAUUUGAGCCUUGGAUUCGCAACAAUCAAUAUAGAUGGAAAUGAAUCAACGUUGGAAAGCCAAAGUUUCCACGCUGGUGAAGAAGCAGUGAUAUCGAUUUAUCCCGAACUGCAAAAAGGUAAAUUCAGAAAUAAAAAGCACAAAGCUCAGGCUGAAGCUCACAUAGAGCCCGCUGAGCAGAUAGCUGAGGGAAGCCUGAAAAUCUGCGAAAAAGAAAACGGAACUUUUCAAGUUAAAUUUGUAGCGAAAUUUCCAGGUACCUAUAAAGUCAACGUUAUAAUAAACGGCGAAACCCUUACUCAAUGCCCUCUCACCGUGUUGGUAAUGGAACCGGGAAAGACAAGUUGACUUUUGACGCGAACUAAGAAAAAAAAAAUUCGCGCACGGAUAAAGAUUGUUACGACUUUCAAGCUUUUGAAAGGUGCCAUCGGUGCGACUCAAGUUAAAAUUUGGUAAAAUUAAAUUUCUGUGCAGAGAAAGAUUGGCUAGAAAGUUCGUUUUCGUGGAGACUGUAAUUAUCUUCAGGUGUUGAACUGCCUGCCAAUCAAUAUCAGUAACCUUGUAACCUGACUAUAUUAACACGACUUGGUCACAUGACCUUCUCAAUCUUAAAAAAAAUGGUCGUGGUGUGAAGUAGAUAUCGGAAAAAGAGAGAGAUUGACGAAAUUUGUUGAAUUUCGAUUUCGAAGUCACUGUCGUCAAAGCUUAAGAUUUUACGUUAACUUUAAUAUUCAAAAGAACAACAAUUUUUUUUUAAAAUUUCCAAAAAACUUUCGAACUAAAAUCGCACACUUGAAUGCCUGAGAAAUGAGAUAUGUACAAUUUUCAUCAUUCCCUUUCCAUUUUUGUUAUCAUCUUCGUACCAUUAUUACGCGAUCAUAAAUAUAAUUGACACAAGGUAAAGAAACUGUGUUGUAUUUAUCAAGAGCCACGCGCCGCUGUUCAGGAAACCGUGAGCCCGCGUUCGUCGCCUCUUCCUAAUGAAUACAAGCUUGGAGCCACGGACCGUGUUAAUUGUUUCUCAAAUACAUACGAAUACGUAGAUUAGUGUUAUAAAUCAAUAUUUUAAAAACACACGAGUGUUAUAACUCGCAUUCAUUAUCGCUCUCAGAAACUUGGCCAUGUUAUAAUAAAAUUUUGCUGUUGGUUGAUGUCCCUAAA
Pocillopora damicornis (cauliflower coral) is the source of this 2234-nucleotide messenger RNA. RefSeq names its product E3 ubiquitin-protein ligase TRIM45. Gene Ontology annotation, molecular function: zinc ion binding; protein binding. Lineage: Eukaryota; Metazoa; Cnidaria; Anthozoa; Scleractinia; Pocilloporidae. The record is from RefSeq and is a predicted model, not a curated record.